UAAAUACCCUGAUCGUAGUCUUUAACGGCAGACGACACACAAUGUCUGAAUUAUCCUACAGGACCUUUGCUGGUUUUCUCAUCUUGUUGGGUUGUCUUGGGAUGACCUUGGCUGUUCAUGCUAGUGACGCAAAAUGUGGAUCAAAUAAGGCACGAGGCAUCCUUGACCGUUCUUUGAGGGUUAUUGGAGGAUCAGAGGCCAGGCGAGGUUCCCAUCCGUGGUUGGUGUCUCUUAGGAUCAGAGGGUCGCAUUUCUGUGCUGCUGCGAUCUUGACAGACCACUGGCUCUUGACUGCUGCUCAUUGCUUUGCAAGUGUAUCCAAGGACUUCCUGCACAAAAUUGAGGCUGUAGCAGGUGAUUUCAACCAAAGAGAAGUUGACAGAGGGGAGCAGAACUUCCAGGUAAAGACUGUGAAGUUCCAUGAAAAAUAUCAACACUCCUCUCCCAUGACUUACGACAUCGCUCUGCUUGAGAUCAAAGGACGCAUUCACUUUGGUGGUUUUAUUAAGCCUGUUUGCCUGCCUUACCCUGGUGAGAGGUUUCCACCCAAGACCAUGUGUGUUGUUGGUGGAUGGGGCCGUAUUACUGAGAAAGGGCCACUUUCUUCAGUUCUUCAGGAGGUCCAACUGAACCUGUUAGAGCAAAGCAAGUGCAAACAUGUCCUACAAACACUUAGACCUGGACAGAAGAUCUUUACAGUCCUGUGUGCUGGCCCAGAGAAUGGAGGGAGAGAUGCCUGCCAAGGGGAUUCUGGGGGACCCCUCCUCUGCCCGAGAGCAGAUGGAUGCUGGGUAGCUGUGGGAGUCACAUCGUGGGGUAAGGGUUGUGGACGAAGCUGGAAUAACAACAAGAUCAAACCCUUAUCCAGAAGAGGCUCACCUGGAGUAUUCACUGAUGUCUUAUUGUUCCUGUCAUGGAUCAAGUCUAAUCUUAGAAAAGACAGGUCCCUGUGUGGUGUACCUGAUGGGGUUGUACCUGGAAGUGAAGGCAUCAUCAAAAAUCCAGCUCUCCCAGGUCAAAGCUACAACAACAAUGAGAUGUGUCUGUGGUCUCUUCGAGUUGCAGCUGGAGAAUAUAUUCUACUAGAGUUCCUGGAGUUUGACCUGGAAAAUGAUACACAGUGCUACAGCGAUCAACUGACUGUUUAUGUGGAUGAAGACAGGCGAAUAGGUCGAUUCUGUGGUGGUCAACCUCCACCUCCGGUUCUUAUAGGUGGUUCCCACAGUCUCACAGUGCAGUUUGUGUCUGAUGUGAGCAACACAGGUGCAGGAUUUGCCAUCAAAUUCAGUGGUGUUGACAAGGACUACAGUUUUGGAGCUGGAUGUGGAACAGUGGUGCUGUUACAGCCCAAGGGGGCUGUGUGGAGCCCUGCCUACCCGCAAGCCUACCGCAACAACACUCUUUGCCGCUGGGUCAUCUAUGCCCCAGAAGGCCACAUAGUCAAGCUUGACUUUGACGACUUUGACCUUGAGGAGUCGGAGAACUGCAAAUAUGAUUCACUCACAGUGUUUGGAGACAUUGAUGGCAAGGAUGAAAUAGUGGUUGUAUGUGGCGCGAGCAUCCCUCCUGCUGUUCUCAGCCAUGGUGGCAUAAUGCUUCUACAUUUUAGCACAGACAACACCAUCACCGCCCGUGGUUUCAACACCUCCUUUUCUUUUAUCAGCGAAAAAGAUCUGAGAGAGACAGCGUUUGAAGAUCAGGGGGAGGAAGCAGCUGAUGACAGCAGAGUUAUCUCACCACGUUUGUCAAAUGCUCCGUAUGGAAUGCCUGAUACCUUUGCUACCUCUGGACUGGACGCCCCAAGGACAACAGAGGAUGAUGGGACACUGUUGUGGCAUGUGAGCAUUAGUUCGGGUGCAGGUUAUGAAUGCAGCGGGGCGAUCAUCCAGUUGCAAUGGAUCCUUACUGAUGCAAACUGUGUCUAUAACCUGGAAGAAGGAUAUUUGAGACUUUUAUCAGUGACAGCAGGAGGCUUGAAGAAACAGAUCCGUGAUGUGAUUGGAGUACUCAUACAUCCUCAUCACAGCCCAUUCUCUCUUGACUACAACGUGGCUUUGCUUAAACUGAGCUCGCCGUUAAAUCUCAGUGAAAGUACACAGCCUGUCUCUCUACCCUCUGCUGGACAGGAAACCCCACCCUCCCUCCACUGCUGGGCUCCGGCGUGGACUAGCCAAAUGUGAGAUGGGAAGUACAGACCUGUGCGGCUAAACAUAUCAGUGCUGGAACGAGCAGUGUGUGAACAAUGCCACAGAACUAGAUUGACACCUAAUAUUCUAUGUGCUGGACUGAGCAGUGGAGCAUCAUGCAUGACACACUGGCCUGCUGGAC
Carassius gibelio (silver crucian carp) is the source of this 2328-nucleotide messenger RNA. Its product is annotated as ovochymase-2-like. The transcript has 19 exons. The record is from RefSeq and is a predicted model, not a curated record. Gene Ontology annotation, molecular function: serine-type endopeptidase activity. The coding region runs from base 42 to 2180 and encodes 712 amino acids. Gene Ontology annotation, biological process: proteolysis. Lineage: Eukaryota; Metazoa; Chordata; Actinopteri; Cypriniformes; Cyprinidae.